UUGAAUAUUUUGUACUGAAUUGGUGUCAAUCGAAUUUAUUGUUCAUCAAUGCCAAAAGACAUACCUACUCCUGUUCAACAGCUAACAACUUAAAAUACGAAGUUACGGUCUUCGACAAGGUUGUUCUGCGGAAGAUUUUGUGACCUGUAAGUUACGAAAUUAAAUCGAAGUCCCGAAGAAGAUAAUGGAGUACGUGGCCAUGAUUAAAACGCACGUUGUUUGGAAGACAAAAGUUUAAGAACUUGAUCAGGGGCAAGAAACGUGGGUACUGGAGGCGAUUCGUGGAUGGGUUAUCUCGAGAAACGUCUCUGCACACGCUUUGGAAAACAGCUCGAAACAUGCGAAAUUACACACCUUCGAACGAAAGUGAAGAAAGCUCGAGUCGUUGGCUGACACAGUUCGCGAAAAAGGUCUGUCCGGACGCAGUACCAGCUCAGAAAAACUAUCGGGAUACAGAGAAUAGUUCCGAAACGGAGGAUCAAUUCUCGAUGGUCGAACUUUCACUUGCGCUCUGGUCUUGUAACAAUUCAGCUCCCGGACUGGACAGAUUCAAAUUCAACUUGUUGAAGAAUCUGCCAGAUACCGCUAAGAAACGCUUGCUGAAUUUAUUCAAUAAGUGUUUAGAGAUGAACAUUGUGCCGCAUGAAUGGAGACAGGUGAAAGUUAUCGCCAUCCAAAAACCGGGAAAACCAGUUUCUGAUUACAACUCGUAUAGGCCGAUUGCAAUGCUCUCGUGUCUCCGGAAAUUGCUCGAAAAAAUGAUUCUCUUUCGGCUGGAUAAAUGGGUUGAAUCAAACAAUCUGUUGUCAAGUACACAAUUUGGAUUCCGUAGAGGCAAGGGUACGAACGACUGUCUAGCAUUACUUUCAUCAGACAUUCAAUUGGCGUUUGCCCAAAAAGAGCAGAUGGGGGCAGUAUUUCUGGACAUCAAAGGGGCAUUCGAUUCGGUGUCCAUAGAAGUACUAUCUAGUAAUCUUAGCUCUUGCGGACUUUCACCAAUUUUGAACAAUUUUCUAUACAACCUGUUGUCUGAAAAAAUCAUGCAUUUUAGUCAUGGAGAAACAAUCGUUGAACGAAUUAGUUACAUGGGUCUACCCCAAGGCUCUUGUUUAAGCCCCCUGCUAUACAACUUUUAUGUCCGAAAAAUCGAUGCUUGUAUGGCACAAAAUUGCACGCUAAGACAGCUUGCGGAUGACUGUGUUGUUCAUAUCACGGGUAAAAAAGACACUCAAAUAAAAUCUCCGUUGCAAGAAACUCUAAAUAAUUUAUCAUAUUGGGCCAGGAAUCUAGGUAUCGAGUUUUCGCCUAGUAAAACCGAGUUAGUAGUUUUUUCAAGGAAGCAUUCCCCUCCUCAAAUAGAGCUCCUUAUGAUGGGUAGAACUCUAACUCAAUCUCUUAGUUUUAAAUAUUUGGGUGUCUGGUUCGACUCUAAAUGCCUCUGGGGAAAACAUAUUAGGUACUUGACACAAAAAUGCCAAAAAAGAAUCAAUUUUCUUCGAACGAUUACUGGAAACUGGUGGGGUGCUCAUCCACAGAACCUCAUCAGGUUAUACCAAACAACGAUACUGUCGGUCAUAGAAUACGGAAGCUUUUGUUUUGGGUCCGCCGCGCAAACCCACUUGAUUAAACUAGAACGAAUACAGUAUCGUUGUUUGCGUAUUGCCAUGGGUUGUAUGCAAUCGACACAUACGAUGGGUCUCGAAGUACUGGCGGGAGUAAUGCCGUUGACAAACCGGUUCUUCGAUUUAUCGCUACGUUUCCUAAUUCGAAGUGAAACUAUGAAUCCUUUGGUGAUAGAAAAUUUGGAAAGGUUUAUGAAUAUUAAUCCGCAAGUAAAAUAUGUAAAUAAUUAUGAUACAUUUAGGCAAUUAGAAAUAAAUCCUUCUUUAUCAAAUUCGGACACGAGUCACUUUUACCCGAUUAGCAGUUCCUUGAUAAGAUUCGAUCUGUCCAUGACCGCUGACAUCCGUGGAAUACCAGAUCACGUCCGACCCAACGUCAUUCCUUCAAUCUUUGCAUCAAAAGUACGUGAAAUUGACCCUACAAAAAUGUUCUUUACUGAUGGUUCUAGAAUCGACGGCGCGACUGGUUUCGCAGUGUACAAUGAGCGCUUUGAAGCUUCGUUCAAGCUUCGAGAGCCAUGCUCCGUUUACGUUGCCGAACUAGCCGCAAUUUAUUGUACCUUGGAACACAUUCGCACACUGCCCGUAGACCACUAUUUCAUCUAUUCGGAUAGUCUCAGCUCCGUUGAGGCGAUUCGAUCGAUGAAACUGAUGAAGCGCUCUUCCCAUUUUUUGCUGGAAAUUUCAGGGAUAUUGGGCGCUUUGAUCGAAAAUUCGUAUAGGAUUACCUUAGCUUGGAUCCCGUCUCAUUGUCUUAUUCAAGGCAAUGAGAAUGCGGACUCAUUGGCUAAGGUGGGUGCGUUACAAGGUGAAAUCUUUGAGAGGAUAAUAACUUACCAUGAAUAUUUUUCAAUACCUCGCACUUUAGCGAUUAACGCUUGGCAGUCUAGCUGGGAUAAUGGCACAAAGGGACGUUGGCUCCAUACGAUUAUCCCUAAGGUUCCGACGAAGGCAUGGUUUAAGCAUUUUAACAUGAGUCGCGACUUCAUUCGCGUGGUUUCUCGGCUCAUGUCAAAUCACUGCCGGCUUGACGCGCAUUUGUUUCGUAUACAACUAGCUACAAGCAAUGUUUGUGUUUGUGGGGAUGGCUACCACGACAUUGAUCAUGUUGUGUGGACGUGUGAACGGUUUGAUCGAUCGAGGGCUUGGCUACUGGAUACCCUUAGGGCCCGAAGUAAACUACCUGGUGUUCCAAUUCGAGACAUCUUGGCAAACUUAGAUCUUCAAUAUUUGUACCCUAUAUACAAAUAUCUUAAAAUCAGUCUCCGGUGA
Messenger RNA from Uranotaenia lowii, 2894 nucleotides. RefSeq lists its product as uncharacterized. Gene Ontology annotation, molecular function: RNA-DNA hybrid ribonuclease activity; nucleic acid binding. NCBI's taxonomy places the organism in Eukaryota, Metazoa, Arthropoda, Insecta, Diptera, Culicidae. The transcript has a single exon. The coding region runs from base 339 to 2894 and encodes 851 amino acids. The record is from RefSeq and is a predicted model, not a curated record.